Melitaea cinxia (Glanville fritillary) is the source of this 1329-nucleotide messenger RNA. RefSeq names its product G1/S-specific cyclin-D3. The record is from RefSeq and is a predicted model, not a curated record. Lineage: Eukaryota; Metazoa; Arthropoda; Insecta; Lepidoptera; Nymphalidae. Gene Ontology annotation, cellular component: cytoplasm; nucleus; cyclin-dependent protein kinase holoenzyme complex. Gene Ontology annotation, molecular function: cyclin-dependent protein serine/threonine kinase regulator activity. Gene Ontology annotation, biological process: regulation of cyclin-dependent protein serine/threonine kinase activity; mitotic cell cycle phase transition; positive regulation of G1/S transition of mitotic cell cycle.
AUGCGCUGCGUGUGCGUAAAUAUCGAGGAGUACAAGUGUGAGCGAGUAAGAAAACGUGUUAUGUAUUAUUAUUCGAACGUCGAAUCGGGAGAAACCUGCGUGCGGGCCUCACAGGCGGCUUCGCCCGCGCCCCGCGCCCCGCGCCCCGCCGAUCAUAUGUUCGCCGGGCGGUACGGGUACGGACGACCGGCGAUCACUGUGACUUAGGCUCUCGCCGCCGAAGCAACACAACGUAUUCGCUCGGCGCGUUCGGCAAAGCGAAAAAGAGCUACAUAAACCGCAGUGCGGUGUGCCAUGGAGCUGCUGUGUGCGGAGCGCGUGAGCCCAGGGAGCGGAGAGAGCGCCCGGCCCGGGCCGUCACCGGCGUCGCUCGCGGCUGCUUCCGACCCGGUGCUAUUGCGCCGGCGCGUGCUUGAUAACUUGUUGCGUACAGAGGAGCGCUACGCCGUAACUGCUAACUACUUCGGCACUGUGCAGACGGAAAUCACCCCCCACAUGCGCAGACUCGUCGCCGAGUGGAUGCUAGAGGUGUGUGAAGACCAAAGCUGCCAAGAAGAAGUCUUUCCAUUGGCAAUGUCGUAUUUGGAUAGAUUUUUGAGUACAUGUACGGUGGGCAAAAGCCAAUUACAACUCCUUGGAACGGCUUGCUUACUGCUCGCUUCCAAGCUGCGGGAGCCGAGUUCCCACGGUCUGCCUGCAGAACUGCUCGUAUUCUACACUGCCAACAGCAUUACGCUCACCGAUCUCUGUAGUUGGGAACUGCUGGUGCUAUCCAAGUUGAAAUGGGAUGUCGCGGGCGUGACGGCGCACGAUUUCUUACCGCUGCUAUUGUCACGGUUGCCGCUAAGAGGACACGUUAACACUUCAAUGGUCCAAAGGCACGCGCAGACAUUCAUCGCGCUUGCGGCUAGAGAUUAUGAAUUCACGUUGUAUCCUGCUAGUACUCUUGCUUCCUGUAGCAUCGCAGCAGCACUACGCGGCCUGGGAUUGGACGGACACCUAUCACGAUUGCACGAGUUAACCGGCAUCGACCUGGAUUGUCUACAGACUUGCUUAGAACAAAUUGAAGAGAUGGUGCAAACUCUUAUUGAAGAGCGCGUAAUUUCUGUCCCAAACGGACAAGGCCGGGAGGCGGCGGGGUGGACGCCGCCUCCGACCCAGGACAAAGCUCACAGCAAUGCCGCCACCCCGACUGACGUCCGUGACGUGCAUUUUUAAAAAAUCCAGUAGCAAGUAUUCUCGUUUUCUGAACGGCGAGGAGACUGCUUUAAUUAAUUUAGUACGCAAAUACUAUAAACUACAAGAAUAAAUUAGACGGUGCAUCCGUGA